UGUGUUUGACGUGUGAGCAGGAGAUGUUGCCCCUGAAGGAGAAGGACAAGGCGAUCGUCGGGAAGCUGUUGGCGUCCGGCUGCUGCGCUCGCUGCGUGCUCAGGUUCUGCUGCAUCGGAGUCCCGGACGCCUACAGGCACGGCCGCCGGGAAACGCUCAGGCAACUUCGAGCCUUCGCGGAGGAAAACCACAAUUGCCAGAAUGUCGGCCAAUUGGAACCGGCUCGCAAAAGAAGCAGACUGGAGUCGGAGGAAGCGGCGGACGAGGACGAGGGCGAGGGCGUGUGCGUGGUGUGCUUGGGCGUCCUGCAGCACCUCAGCGACGCCAGCCAGGCUGUGCAGAUCGCCGACGCCGUCAAGAAAGAAAAGUACGAAGUGGACACUUUGGUGCUGUCCAUCUCGCUGCCUGCUCAGGUGUGCGUGCGCGAGCGCUCGUGUUGGCUGCCUCCAUGCCAUUUUGACCAGCGCUCGCCCCGUCUCGCCAGGGCCAAGUGCGGCGCGCUGGGCCGCCGCGACGUGGUCCAGGUGAAGGAGGCCUUCAAGUGGAUCGUGCAGGGCCCGCUGGCCCGGGAGCUGGGCGCCGUUGCCGUGGCCGCCAAGAGCCCACUGGAGGUCAGCGUGUGUUUCGCUCACCCGGAAACGGACGCCGACUGCCACUUCCUUGCGUCCACUUGUCCCGACUGCUUCAAAGUCAGCAAGAACAAACAGUCGGCGUUUACCCGAAUGGCGGUGGCGAAAGCUCUGGAGAAGAUCCCGGAUGACAAAUUUCUCGAACGCUCACCCCGUCCGCCGUCCCGUCCGAGCAGCGGCUGCGCGCCGCCGGAGGUCCGGUGCGUCCACGCGUCCGUGCUCGCCGCCUUCGGAGCGCGAGGAUUUAAUUUCUCGUCGUCCGGCCGAGAGGACGUGGACGUCCGCACCCUGGGAAACGGUCGACCGUUUGCGCUGGAGCUGCUGAACCCGCGCAAGAGCCAACUGAGCCCGGAGAGCAUGAAGAACGUGCAGCAGGUCAUCAACGCGUCUUCGGAGAAGGUCCGAGUCCGAGAUCUGCAGAUGGUGGGCAGAGACGCCGCGAGCCGUAUGAAGGAGGGCGAGGAGGAGAAGACCAAGUCCUACCGAGCCUUGGUGUGGACGCAAAAGUCCAUCCGGGAAGACGACGUCGCCUUCGUCAACCGCAUCGAGGACCUGAGGGUGGACCAGAAGACCCCCCUGCGGGUUCUGCACCGCCGCGCGUUGGCGGUGCGCCAGCGCCUCGUCCACAGCAUGAGCGCCGACUUGCUGGACGAGCACCACUUCCGGCUCGGCCUCAGGACGCAGGCCGGAACCUACAUCAAGGAGUUUGUCCACGGCGACUUUGGCCGCACGAAACCAAAUUUGUGUCAGCUACUCGACACGCACGCCGACAUACUGGAACUUGAUGUGGAGUCCGUCGACGUGGACUGGCCUCCCGCCCUGCCGGACUAAAGCUCCCCCUCUCACGGGGGGCCCAAUCCGCAACCGACGCGGCCUAAACGGGUCGGGCCCACGAAGGAUGCCUUCCGUGUCAUCAAAACGCUUUUCUGGUCAGGACGGGCGGGUCCAAUCCGGAUUGUCCGUUUGGCGGCAAAAUGGACAAAAAGGAUCUCCGUGCCGAUGUGCUUGUCACAGAUUUUGUUUUUUUUGUUUUGCUACUCCCAAAAAAAAUAAAAAAAAUUCAACCGCAAUCAAACUUGUGUGCUUCACGUCGUCUUAAGUCACGAUCCGAAUCCCCCGCAC
This is a messenger RNA of Hippocampus comes (tiger tail seahorse), 1751 nucleotides long. It is a transcript of the gene pus10, whose product is annotated as pseudouridine synthase 10. Bases 24 to 1460 code for a protein of 478 amino acids. Gene Ontology annotation, molecular function: pseudouridine synthase activity; RNA binding. The transcript has 15 exons. Lineage: Eukaryota; Metazoa; Chordata; Actinopteri; Syngnathiformes; Syngnathidae. Gene Ontology annotation, biological process: tRNA pseudouridine synthesis. The record is from RefSeq and is a predicted model, not a curated record.